This is a messenger RNA of Didymodactylos carnosus, 2580 nucleotides long. The record is from the annotation of a GenBank genome assembly. NCBI's taxonomy places the organism in Eukaryota, Metazoa, Rotifera, Eurotatoria, Philodinida, Philodinidae.
AUGUCGUUGAAGCAGUCUAUAAGAGCUAUAUAUAAAGUUGGUCAAAAAUAUUUGAAGAAUUAUAAUCUCUUUCGAUCACAUCUACCGACAACCGAUGAACAUGAUCUUCGAAAUGAAUUAAUAUCAACACGGUUAUUUAUUAUUGUACUGUUUAUAUCAUUAAUUACUAUUGUUCUAUACACAUCAGUACCUAAUCGAACAAUAAUAGUUACAAGAAAAUCACCAACGUUCGAACAGUAUGAGCAUCUCUACCAAAAGUAUCAAAAAAGUUUAUUAUGUUCAUGUGCCACCAUCGCAGUACCAUAUGGUACAUUUUUUACUGAAAUAUUUCAGCAGCAACAUCAACUAUGCUCUAGUCAAUUUGUGACGAAUGAAUGGGUAGCUUAUCUCAAUAAUGAAUCGGCAGCUGAAAUUUAUUAUCGUGAUUUUCGUCGUACUUCUGGUUAUUCAUUUCAAAUGUUAUCUCGGCUGUGCCAGCUAACAAAUCAAACACUGAAAGAUGAGUUUCUCGCAUUUAACUCAACGGCAUAUAUAACACCGUCACUAGUCUCAGUGCAAAUAUUUGAAUCUGAAACACAGCUCUCAAUAAAACAAUUUCAAUUGACAACAACCAAUGCAUUUCUAACAUCGUUAGAUAUUGUACGCAGUACGACCCGAGGAAAUGGCUUAAUGUCAGGUCUGUUAACAAAUACUGAGCUUAGAUCAACUUAUGGUGGUGACGAUAAUUCUUAUCGCAAUGUAAUAUCAGCUAGUUUUAAUAAUGGUAAUUGUUCAUGUGAUUUAACAAUAAAAUGUGUUGAAUCCUCAGCAAUAUAUACAUUCUAUCCUUCAUCCGAAUUUAGUGGUAAACCAGCAACGUUGACUACUGAGUUUAUUGUACCUGGUUUCUAUUUGGGAUGUUAUUUGUUAGAAUCUCUUUUACAAUCAACAUUAGAAUGUUUCUACGAUCAAGCAUGUCUAGAUGAAAUACAAUCAUGGAUAUUCACUGAUUAUAUAAACAUAACACCCCUGGUCUCAACACAGCUAAGUCAGUAUCAGCCCAAUACAACUAUCAAAGAGAUUUUAAAUAACCUAAUGAUUGAGCAAUGGUAUGUAACAACAUCUUAUCAAUUAUAUUAUGGACAAUGUAAUCCGUCAGAAUGCAUAUAUAGCUACUCUGAUUCAUUUGAUAUUCUUUAUAUAUUAACGAAAAUCAUAACAUUAAUUGGCGGUCUCACAAAACUAUCAAGAAUUCUAGUGCCACGUGUAGUGAAGCUGUGGAGAAGAAAGAAGAUAACAACGAUCAAUGUAAUAUCAAUACGUCAAAGACUGUAUAAUUUAUAUAAAUCAACGACAGAAUAUUUGAAAAGCUUUAACAUUUUCAAACCGAAACCACCAUCAACCGAUGAACAUGAAGUUAAAAAUCAAAUUAUCUCAACGCGUUUAUUCAUUGUAAUAUUUCUCGCAUUAUUAACUGUACUUGCAUUUUAUUCAUCAUUCCAUAAUCCACCACGUACGGUCGUGGUAAAAACGCCAACUAUGAAACAAUAUGAUAAUUUAUACUCCACAUAUUCAAAUACUUUGGACUGUCCAUGCUCAAAAACUUCAAUACCAUAUAAAACAUUCCUCCAGAUAUCACCGACAUACCAUCAGGUAUGCUCAAGUCAAUUUGUUUCAGAUGAAUGGUACAAGUAUAUAAUUGAAAAUAGGCCAUCCAUUAUUUCUGCCCAUGAUUUUCGUUUGAUUGGUGUUUCUUCGUUUGAAAUGAUAUCUGAAUUUUGUCAGUUCAGUAAUCAAACAAUUCAAGAUCAACUCUUUCUAUUCUAUUCACGAUUCUAUUUAAGUUUAGAUUUAAUAUCGAAUAAAACAUUUCAGCUUCAAUCUCUGUCUUUUAUCGAACAGUUUCAAUCCGAAACGAGAAAUACAUUUUUAAGAUUAUUACAAUUAACACGAGAUACCACCCAUGGUUCUCACUUCUAUUCAUCGAUAAAUACUAAUUAUCAGAUUACUGUAUAUACUAAUCCUAAUGGUUUAUAUACGAUAACCUCCACACAAUACUAUGGUGGCUCACCAGCAUGUGUAUGCGAUAUUAAUUCAAAAUGUGUACAGUUAACUGGAAUUACUGAUACUUUUGUAACUUCUCAAUCAUUGGAUUUUGUCAUAUCUGGUUUUAUGACUGGCUGUUAUAUUAUUGAAUCAUUAUUACAAUCAACAUUAGAAUGCUUUUAUAAUGAAACUUGUUUCAAUACUCUUCGCCACUACAUGAAUGCAACACAUUAUAAUAGAAAUUUUACAACAUUAUACUCAUCUUUAAGCAAUAGCCAAUAUAAACCAGAAACAACCAUUGAAACGAUUGUUAAUAAUCUAAUGAUUGAACAAUGGAAUCCAUCCAUCUCAUUCGGUUCAUACUAUAAUGAAUGUCAUCCAAGCGAAUGCACAUACACAUAUACUGCAAAACUGGAUAUUGUUUAUGUAUUAACGACAAUUAUUGGCCUCAUUGUUGGUCUCAGCGUUGUGUUAACUAUACUCAUACCAAAUUUAGUGAAUUUGAUACGGGAGAAGCGAACACAUGCAGCAAAAAACGGUAAGAAUAAUUAUUAA